AGUAACGCCUUGGAAUGUCCUCGCACUUUAUAAACAAUUGUACUGGGGAGGGAAUAUUUUUUACAUGACAUUUGCACAGCUUGACAAAUGGCAAGCUGAGGCUGUGUGCUCUUCUGACGAACAUUGAUUUUUCACAUAGAGAUACCCCACAAACUGACCAAAGAGAGAUAUCUGACUGUACUGGAAAAGUAGAAGUGGAACUUGGAGCCUUAAAAAAAACAAACAAAGAGCUGCAGUUAAGUGAAGAGAGCAAGAUUUCGAUGUUGGGCAUGAUGGCAUCAGCCCAGGACCUUUUAAUUCUGGCACUAUGUGGCUUGUUACUAGAGUUACCGGCUGGAUGUCAUGCAACAGAUACAAGACAGCCAAGGUUACGUCUGUCACAUAAAGAGCUCUGGGACUUAAACAGGACGUCAGUCUUUCAUAGCCCGUUUGGAUAUCUUGGUCUUCAUAUAAUGCUCCUGGAUGAGUAUCAAGAGCGACUAUUCGUGGGAGGAAGAGACCUCUUGUACUCUCUCAGUUUGGAUCGAAUCAGCAACAACUACCGAGAGAUCCAUUGGCCUAGUACACCUCUUCAAGCAGAAGAAUGCAUAAUUAAAGGAAGAGAUGCUGAUGAAUGUGCUAAUUACAUCCGUGUCCUUCACCGAUACAAUAGAACACAUCUUCUGGCCUGUGGAACAGGAGCUUUUGAUCCAGUUUGUACCUUUGUAAGAGUAGGACAUCCAUCAGAGGAUCAUCUGUUUCAACUGGAAUCGCACAAAUUUGAGAGAGGACGAGGCAGGUGCCCUUUUGACCCUACUUCUUCCUUCACUUCCAUCUUGAUUGGUGGUGAACUUUUUACUGGUCUCUACAGUGACUACUGGGGAAGAGAUGCUGCUGUCUUUCGCACCAUGAAUCGUAUGGCACAACUCCGAACAGAACCAGAUAGUGAGCGCCUGUUGAAAGAACCAAAGUUUGUUGGCUCAUACAUGAUUCCUGACAAUGAAGACCACGACGAUAACAAAGUGUAUUUCUUCUUUACUGAAAAAGCAUUAGAGGCUGAGACAAGCACUCAUGCCAUUUACACCAGAGUGGGACGUGUGUGUGUGAAUGACAUGGGAGGACAGCGAAUGCUUGUGAAUAAAUGGAGCACUUUCCUCAAAACCAGAUUAGUUUGUUCUGUGCCUGGGAGAAAUGGCAUUGAUACGCAUUUUGAUGAAUUAGAGGAUGUGUUUUUGCUGCAAACUCGUGAUAACAAAAAUCCAGUGAUAUUUGGCCUCUUCAGCACUACAAGCAAUAUAUUUAGGGGAUAUGCUAUAUGUGUUUACCAUAUGGCAAGCGUCCGAGCAGCCUUCAAUGGACCAUAUGCUCAUAAAGAAGGACCAGAAUACCACUGGGCUCUAUACGAAGGGAAAGUACCUUAUCCUAGACCUGGUUCAUGUGCCAGCAAAGUGAAUGGUGGUCUGUACACUACCACCAAAGACUAUCCUGAUGAAGCUGUCCAUUUUGCCAGGAGUCAUCCAUUGAUGUAUCAGCCCAUCAAGCCUGUUCAUAAGAGACCAAUUCUAGUAAAAGCAGAUGGGAAGUACAACCUUAAGCAAAUAGCUGUGGACAGAGUGGAAGCUGAAGACGGGCAAUAUGAUGUGUUGUUCAUUGGCACAGAUAAUGGAAUUGUGUUGAAAGUCAUUACAAUUUACAAUCAAGAGACAGAAUCAAUGGAAGAAGUGAUUCUUGAAGAGCUGCAAGUAUUCAAGGUGCCAAUUCCUAUUAUUUCCAUGGAAAUCUCUUCAAAAAGGCAACAGCUCUACAUUGGAACUGAAUCAAUUAUAGCACAAGUGAAGUUUCACCAGUGCGACAUGUAUGGCACAGCCUGUGCUGACUGCUGCCUGGCUCGAGAUCCCUACUGUGCUUGGGAUGGCAUCUCCUGCUCCCGGUACUACCCCACAGGAAUGCAGGCAAAGAGACGCUUCCGCAGACAAGAUGUACGACAUGGAAAUGCAGCUCAGCAGUGCUUUGGUCAGCAGUUCAUUGGAGAAGUCUUGGAGAAGACUGAGGAGAGAUUGGUUUAUGGAAUAGAGUACAACAGCACCCUUCUGGAGUGCACCCCUCGAACCUUACAGGCAAAAGUAAUCUGGUUUGUCCAGCGAGCCCAUGAAACUAAGAAGGAAGAGGUGAAGACAGAUGAUAGAAUAAUCAAAAUGGACCUCGGCCUCUUAUUUCUGAAGCUGCAUCGGCUGGAUGCAGGGACUUAUUUUUGUCAGACAGUGGAACACAGCAUAGUUCACACUGUUAGAAAAAUCACCCUGGAAAUAGUCGAGGAAGAACGUGUAGAUGAAAUGUUUAAUAAAGACUAUGAGGAGGAGAUAUCUCACAAAAUGCCAUGCCCAAUGCAGAGCAACAUACCUCAGGUAUCAAAACCAUGGUACAAAGAAUUUCUUCAACUGAUAGGUUACAGCAACUUCCAGAGAGUGGAGGAAUACUGUGAAAAAGUCUGGUGUACAGAUAAGAAGAGAAAAAAGCUGAAAAUGUCUCCAUCCAAGUGGAAAUAUGCCAAUCCUCAGGAGAAGAAGGCAAGGAUCAGGCCAGAGCACUACCGGUUGCCCAGGAACAUAGCUGACUCUUGAUGGACAAAAUCCAUCUUCUGUUUCUGGGCAAAAUUUUAUUUGGACUUCAGUAAGAGGAAAAAAUCAGCUUGGUUUUGGUAAAUGAAACAGGUUUAUAUGUAUAAAAUAUCAGGACUGAAAACAAAUAUACUAUGGUAAGUUAUACCGUACAUUCAUGACUGUUUAGAAGCAUUUUACACAAAAUUUUGUCUGUUUCUAAGUAGGUCAAUGCAAUCAGAGUUUUGCUUUAGGAAGGAUGUGACAAUCUUCAGACUUUGAGUGCUUGAAUCAGUUUCCUGUGUGGACCAUGCUUGUGCUGUAUAUUGUUGCAUAUGAUGGCAUAUUUAAGUAAAUUCAAAUAAGCAUUCACAAGAGGGUGAAAUAUAGAACGUGUAUCUUUCAUUGUUUUCACAAGUUUCUCAUAGUUCUAAAAAGCAGCAUGUCUUAAGAUCUUACAUUUUGACUGUGACCAGUUCAAAUUCAUCACUGAGAGCAGUGAGAUUUGUUAAUAUGGUGUCCUGCUUUUCCUAAAGAUAAUGAAGAGAAACCGUAUUUACUUCCCACCGUUAUUUGUCUCAUCAGUUAUUUAUAAAGCACAGUGUACUGUUACAGCUAAAUAAUAUUACCUAGUAACUUAAUGUAAGUCAGGUGCAUGCUGGGAACACAAAGAGAAUGAAAUUCUUCUACACAUCUAUACAAAAUGUUGGAAUAAUGGUUUAGACAGAAAGCAAGCCUAUCUUGUCUCUAGUAAUGGGCACUGCCUUAACAACACAAAUUAAGCGACUGCCCUCUUGUGGCUAAACAAAGCAAAUCCGAUGGUAUCAUAUUUUCUCAAGUAACGUGUAGCUAAGUAUUCCUUGAUCCACAGAUGGUUUGUUUUCAGCAUACACUUCUCGUCUCUAUGUACCAAAUCCACAGAUUUAGAAGGUAGUGUUGGAAGUCACUCAUCCUGAAAAGACAGCAUUUAAAGUAAUACUAUAUGUCGUUAAUGUACUUUUGGGAUUAAAUGCAGUAAUACAAAGUUAGGAAGUAGACUGAAACAGGAACAGCAUUAUGCAGUUGCUUUUCUACAGUGUUGUCUGAUCCAGGCAAAAUUUCCUGAUGCAUGAUCUCUGGUCAAAAGAGCUCUUUUCUGCUCUUGUGAUUGAUACUAGGAGGAGAUCAAAGUAGUAAAUUUACAAUCUAGGACUUUCAAGACUUUUCCUAAAAACAAACAAAAACAAAAACAAACAAACAACAAACAAACAAACAAACAAAGCAAAAGAAUACUUUUAUUUGAGCCCAAAAGCAGCUGCAUAAAAUGUAGAAAAUAUAUUAGUUCACUACUUGGAAAAUCUGGUAUUACAAAAUGGGCUGCAUAUAUAGAAAGAAAUACAUACAUUAGUGGAAAAAUAGGGAAGUUAUAAGCACAAAUGAGUUAAAAAUGAGUUAACUCCUCAAAUAGAAACAUGAUGCCAGUAGAGUAAAUAGCCAAGCUGUUACAGACUUUGAUGCUGCCAAGAAAAUAUACAAAGGAUUCACCAGUUGUAAUGAGGUUUACGCACAGCUUCAGCUUCUAAUCAGAAAGCAGAGUUUUGAAUUAAUGAGAAUUAACAUCCUGGAGAACAGAGAUCUGCUAGCUUUGCUCUGCUGAUGCAGUGGAUGGAUGCUGAUGCAGUGCCCUCCAAGCACUAUGUAAGAGGGUCUCGGAGCAGGAGUAGGAAGCCUUGCUGUGCCCCUCUGGAAACUGACUGUCCCAGAGUUUGGAAAGAGCCUGUGUCACACUGCCAGCAAGUGCUCGUAAAACAGCAGAUAAGCCUUUCCAUCAGCAUCAUCUUAAGGAGAACAAUUUAUCAGGAAGUUUGUACUUUGUUUAGCUAGAUUGCCUGUCUGAGAGAUGGAAAUGGACACUGCGCAUUGGCUUGCAUGAAUGUGCAAGGUUGCUAACUUUGAUCUGAUACAGAAGACUGGUUAAAUUCACUUUUCAGUGGCAGUUUAAUGGAACUUAGCUCCAGUUAUGAUCUCUGAUUAUUUACAACUACAUGGAAAACUUUAGCACUAAAGACUAUGACAGAGAGAACACAGAAUAAGCAUUUCUAAUUUAUAUUUGAUCCACUGUAAAAUUUACCCUGGCAUCCCUAAGGCUGGAAAGCUGCUAAAACGCUAUUAAUAUCUUCGGAUAAGUUAUGAAGCCCACUUCUUUUCAGUAGUAAUGGGAGUUAUAUUUUAUCUUUUUUUUUUUUUUUUCUGAUUAAGUUGUUAGUAUCUGGUGCCAAAUGUACCUUUAAUGGAUUGUGAAAAUAAAGAACAACAGCAUCUCGGCCUGAUGGAAAAAAAUAUGACUUUAUGCCUCAUUCUGAGAUUUCAGGUAGAAAUCAGGACGUUAUAUGCAGACAAGCAUUCCUGAUUUAAUAUGAGUUUGUAUUUUAGCUCCUCAUCCCUUUAGUGGUUACAUAUGGAGAAUUCCAUUAAAUUUUUAGUAAAAGUUUAAAUUUCUAGCUCGCAUCUUGCAACUUCCCUGAGUAUUCACAGCUAAAAGAUCUUUUUCAGAGUGCUACAACAUCAAUGGAAGAGGGGAAAGACUGACAGUAAUGUAUUUUGGAAGGAUACGCUCAAAUGUGCUCAUACACAAUGUUAUUUAAAAUGCUUCUUUGUAUAUAUGGGGGCAUUGUCUGCUUCUUUUCAUUAUGAGUUUGAUGUAUUUUGU
Molecule: messenger RNA, 5265 nt
Organism: Centrocercus urophasianus (Greater sage-grouse)
Lineage: Eukaryota; Metazoa; Chordata; Aves; Galliformes; Phasianidae
Gene: SEMA3E
Product: semaphorin 3E
Exons: 17
Coding region: 261-2600 (779 amino acids)
Biological process (GO): negative regulation of axon extension involved in axon guidance; positive regulation of cell migration; negative chemotaxis
Molecular function (GO): semaphorin receptor binding; chemorepellent activity
Source: RefSeq, a predicted model, not a curated record